AUGAUCCGAUACAAGCCCACUCGGAUAACCCUCGGAGACGGAGACCUACGCUGUCACCUCCAGCGGCUUCUCAACCGCCAUAGUCGCCUGGCGGAAUGGCACCAACACGAUCAAUUUCUGAAUGACAGCAGCUUUGAUGAUGGCGAGGACGAUGCCUUUCUUGAGUCUGACUCGGACCUCUUCUCCGCACCGUCCGUGUCGCCGCCAGAUUCUAUCUGUUAUUCGGCUCCAGACGAGGCUCUUGAAGACGGCUCGUCGCCGCGUGGCAGAGGAGGAGGAGACCAUAACACCAGGACUGAGUGCCCACCAGGGGCGUCCACUGCCCCUUCGUCGACGAAAGACACAGGCUCGCCGGUCAUUGUUCAGCCAUCCACUUUGUCAUUAGAGACGGCAAGGUCGGCUGAGAAAAAUGUGGAUGUGCACGUGGAUCUGAAUCGGACCCAUACGGCCCUGGACGCAGCAGACGAAGAACGUGGCACAAAAUCUGAUAUCGAGAAUCACUCACGUUCCUUGGUAACAAUUCAACCGGGACGAAGCACAAAGCCCAUCUCAUCUUCUCUGACAGACAAAGAGGAAUUCAGAAGCACAUCGAUCACAGACACAAUGGUCGAUGGUGGCAAGACCAGGUUGCGAUCCUCAAAAAGACCAACACGCGGCCAGCGGGCCAGUAACCGCUUGGGUGAUGCUGUGCCAAGCUGUGACAGUUGCGCGCUGGGAGCCCACAAUCCCACACCUCUAGAUGAUGAGGCAACUUCCGUCACUGAAUCGCAGCAUGGUUCUCGACCUUAUUCUCGAUCGACAGAAGCACGCUUGCACGGUUGUCCGGUUGACAAUGGUGGCCCUAAGAACACCCAGCGUCCAACCAAGCUGGUGAAACUGAAAGGAAUCAACCUUGCUGUUAUUGACAAGCUGUCACCCAGUGCCCAGACUGACAUAAGCCAAUCGCUCCGAGUGCCAGACCGAGAUACUGGAACCGGUUCCUGCCAGGGCUACGGGGAUCCACCCAGAACCAUUGCCGGCAAAGAUGAGUUCCGUCAGGAAAAUCAGCCACCAAGGUCUGCAUUCGCGACGCCCACAGCACUUGCUCAAUCAUUGGCCCUUUCUGGCAAUGGGAAGUCACAUACCCUGAUGCAACCAAUGAGUGCGAGAAUGUCUGCCACACAAGCCCACCCUUGCGAGGAAGAGGAAGAUCAUCGGGAAGCGGCCCUCCACUCGAUUGAGGUGGAGGCAGCAAAUUUCGAAAAGUACGUCAACAUGGCGAUGUACCAGAUGCUCGCGAGCUCAGAGUCAGAGGAAUUCAGAGAUUUGGUGGAGUGA
Molecule: messenger RNA, 1317 nt
Organism: Aspergillus aculeatinus CBS 121060
Lineage: Eukaryota; Fungi; Ascomycota; Eurotiomycetes; Eurotiales; Aspergillaceae
Exons: 4
Coding region: 1-1317 (438 amino acids)
Source: RefSeq, a predicted model, not a curated record